GGGUGAUUCAACGCUUGUGAAAUUGAAUAUUGCAACUGCUUCAGGCUACCUCAUUUCUGAUUUAUUGAUUAUACUUUUGAAUUGGAAAGUGAUCGGCGACAAGUUUUUUGUAAUUCACCAUUGUACUGCUCUAACGGCAUACUGCUUUGUAUUGAAAGAUGGAGUGCUUUCGUACAUUGCCAAUUUUCGCCUGCUUGCCGAGCUCUCCAGCCCCUUUGUGAACCAGAGGUGGUUCUUUGAAGCCCUGAAGUACCCCAAGUUUUCCAAAGCCAAUGUCAUCAAUGGAAUUCUCAUGACAGUGGUCUUUUUCAUAGUGCGGAUCAUUGCAAUACCGCCUCUGUAUUUCUUUGUGUACUCCGUGUACGGAACAGAGCCCUACAUAAGGCUUGGAUUUACAGUCCAGUAUAUCUGGAUCACUACUUGUUUUGUUUUGGAUGUGAUGAAUGUCAUGUGGAUGAUCAAAAUUACAAAAGGAUGCAUCAAGGUCAUCUCUCUCAUCGGACAGGAGAAAGCCAAGACUAGCCUUCAGAAUGGGAAACUCGAUUAAAGGCGUGCUUCAUCAAA
Molecule: messenger RNA, 564 nt
Organism: Peromyscus eremicus (cactus mouse)
Lineage: Eukaryota; Metazoa; Chordata; Mammalia; Rodentia; Cricetidae
Product: TLC domain-containing protein 4-like
Exons: 4
Biological process (GO): lipid homeostasis
Cellular component (GO): membrane; endoplasmic reticulum
Source: RefSeq, a predicted model, not a curated record